Molecule: messenger RNA, 6444 nt
Organism: Cololabis saira (Pacific saury)
Lineage: Eukaryota; Metazoa; Chordata; Actinopteri; Beloniformes; Belonidae
Gene: arhgef5
Product: Rho guanine nucleotide exchange factor (GEF) 5
Exons: 15
Coding region: 529-5940 (1803 amino acids)
Biological process (GO): activation of GTPase activity; intracellular signal transduction
Cellular component (GO): nucleus; cytoplasm
Molecular function (GO): protein binding; guanyl-nucleotide exchange factor activity
Source: RefSeq, a predicted model, not a curated record
GUGUUUCGUGAGAGAAGAAUGGGGCAAAAGAAAGGACAAAUUUCUCUCCUUGUUUUUUUUUUUCAGAGUGGGUCCACAGGGCAGUCACGUGAGCAAAGUAGGGGACAGAAGUAGUGGACACAUGCGUAAGAGUUUGCUUUUAAUGGAUCUCCUGGUUCAGCACCAGUGAUUGCGAGAACAAGACUGAGAGAAAGAGGAGGGGAAAGAUAAGUGUCAAUCUGUUGAGACUUGUUUGGGAAUUUGAGGAAGGAGGGGAGGUUGGGAAAGUCAGAAGGAGGCAGCAAGAGGAAAAAGUAGGGAGGUUUUGUGCGUAAACAUGAGCUUUUUCACAACAGUUGAAGAACCGAAGGGAAAAAGGUAGUUAAAAUUUAUUUGGCCAAAAAUUUGGUGUGUCAUGCGGACAAUGUUCACACAAGGAAUGAAUUUCUCAGCAUUGUGCAAUCCCAUGUCUCUGAGCUGAACUGGAGCAGGGGGGGACGGACCAAAUCUCCCUGGGAUACAACUUCAGGUUCUUCAGAUAAUGGUACGAUGGGAACCAAAAGACCCAACUCUGCCCCCUUUGAUUCUACACCUAACCUAAGUCCAGCUGACUAUAAGCUUCAGUCAGGUGGAAAAAUCUCCCCAGAUCCCUAUCCCAGGACAAAAAUGACUGGCUCGACAGAGCGGGAAAGAGACACCAAACAAGAGGAAAACUGGAGGAGAGAGACCGAAAGUGAGAAAAUGAGAGACAAAGCAAGAUAUAGAGAAAUGGACACUGUGGGGGGUUACUGUGAAAAAGACAGAGCUCUUGCUCCUCAGUUCAGAGAGGGAGAAAGAGAAAGGAGGGAGAGACGAAGGAUGCAAGAAGAUGACAGAGGUAAAAAUGUGAGAAUGCUGUCCAACGUGGAGAGAGGGGCUGAGCGAGAAGUAAAGACAGGGAGGAUUAAAGGUGAAACAUUUCCGAGAAUGGGAAAAGACGGCACAAUGGCUAACAGGAGAACGAAGGAUGAAGAAAAGGGGGAAAAGAGGCAAAGAGAUCAGCCACAAAGAGAAGAGACUUAUCAGUGGGAAAGAGAAAGACAGCACAGGGAUAGACAAAGGGAUGAGACCCUUAUCAAGGGAGGAAGGAAGGAAGAGGAAAAAAACUUUGGAGGAAGAUAUGUAGAAGAUGGGCGAUCACGGCAAAGGGAAAGACAUAAUGCCCCUGGUUCUGAGUUUCAAGACAGGACAAGAGAAGCUGUUAAUUUGCGGGACACAAGAGAAAGAGAUGUAGCCAGAAAAAGAGAAAAGCCAAGACCUGACAUGGACGAAAGGGAAGCCAGAAUGUAUUCCCCGUACAGAAGAACAGAUGGAGAGAUCUACACUGAUAUGAAGGUAAGGGAAAAUAGACGAGAGAGGAGGGACGCCAGGAGUGAAGGAGACAUUGAUGAGAGAGAAGUGAUGAGAGAAAGAGAGAGGGAGGAGACGGUAUAUCAACACAGCAGAAGUGAGGGGGACAACUGGAGUGCAACAGACAGAGAGAAGAAUCGAGACAGGCUAUAUUACAGAGAGAGGGAAAGAGAAGUGGAUAGACCCCGGAGGCGGGAAGCAGAGAGAGAGAGAGAGAUGUAUAAAGUUGACAGGAGAACAGCAAGACAAGCGGAUAGACAGGGGGAAAGAUGGAGAGAAAGGGAUGAUAAGAGAGACGAUGAUAGAUACAGAGAGGAGAGAAGAAACAGGGAAAGAAAAGAGAGGCGGGAUGAUGCAGUAGACAGAAGCAGUAGAUCCCCAACUAAUUCCGUUCCUAGGAUCCCUGCACAAGUUCAAAGCAGCAAAGAGAGGAGCAGAGAUGUGAACAGUGAAACUAGAUAUAGAAGAGACGGGGACCGCUAUGAAGAGAGGGACACCAGGAGAGAGAGGGCUGGUGAAAAUGAAAGAGGAAAAGAAAGGUGGAGGGAUCCAGAGAGAACUGCUGAGAGAAGACAAAAGCAGCUAAUAAGAAGUGAGAGAGUAGAGAGCGAUAGAGCAGAAAUGACAAGCCAUAUGCCAGAGCAGAGAAGGAUGUGGUUAGAACCACAGAAGGGCAAGAAUAGUAAAGACGAAUUUGUACACAGAGAAAGACAUACAGGGAAGAAAGAAUGGAGGAGUGAAGAAGAGAGUAGCAUGGAAUCUCAGGGUGAAUGGGCGAGAGAGGUCCGGAGAGUAAAAGAUGAACCAGAUGAAAGGUACUUGAACCCUGGGAACUACAAAGACAGGUUUGAAGGAAGGGAUGAGCACAGGGAAGAUGCAGAGGGAGUAAGCGUAGAUGGAGAUGAGGAGAGUGACGUCUGGAGAGAGUCGGACAAGGAGGGUAAGGAACGUUGGCCUGAAAGGGAUGUUGCGGUAGAGGGAAGGCAGCACAGGGAUACGGAGGGAGAGAACGUGACAAAUAACACUGAAGAAACUGUCAGAGAGGAAGAGGGUGGGGGCCAUUACUGGGCAUGUUCUGACAGUGAAGGAGGAAGUGAAGCCGGGAAGCAAGACAGAGACAGAAUUUUUUCCGGAGAGGACGGUUUUGUGACGGUGUCCAGUGGAGAAGAUGACAGGGGUGAUGAAGAGGAAUUUAAGGACUGCAGGGAAACCUGGGAAGUUGGAGAUACAUCUGAGGACCCCGCACCUGUUGGGUUCAAGGGAUCUGUAGGAGAUGAGGAGGGGGAAAAAGAAAGGACAAUUGAGAAAGAGGAACAAUCUGAUGAAGAGGAAAAAGGAGGAGAAAAGAAGUCAAAGUACGUCUUCUGUGUGAUUGGGCAAACUCUUUCCCGAUCAAAAGGCAGUGACAUGUUACUGUCACAAGAUGAUCAGAAGGGAGGAGCAGAAACAAGUAACUCAAAUUUAGAAACUCACUACAACCAUAGUGAUGAUGACACGCACAGAUCUCAGGAAGACGUGCAUGUGACAUCGGACAAAAAUGAUCACCAGCCAGCUAUCGACAACAAGAACACCGAAAGUGAUGCACCACAAGAGGACCGGCUCACCUUAGGAGAAACUGAUGACGGGGAUUUCCGAUACGGAUCAUCUUCAGAGCUUCAACAUCCAGAACCUGCAGAGCGAAUUAGGACGAAAGUGGAGCCUUCGCACACAGAAAUGGGAGCAAUGAAAAGAGACUCGCAGACCGAGAGACUCCUCAAAGAAUGGAGAGAAACAAUUCAAGGAGUAGCUGGAUGCGAAAGGGGACCAAAUUGUCCUGUUCCAGUCAGUCCUUCUGAUGGUGUUUGUUCUCAGGACAAUUUAGAGCAAAUCGAAUCUUUACUGGAUCACAUAAAUACUACAGCAAUGAGUCCAGAGGAGGUGGAGGCCAUUAAGGUCAGAAUGAACGAGGCAUGGAGCACGUCUGAGGUGCCCAAGCGGCACUCCCAAGCCCCUCACCUUAAAUGGGCUAAAAGUGUGCUGCGUGAGAUCCUGGGACACUCGGACGAACAGACAGCAGAUGAACCAACUACAGAGGCGCACGAAGAUCAAGGGGUCAACAAGUCCGAGAGCCGCAAGCAACAAGAGGAGGCUGAUCACGAGACUGCAGAUUUGCCUGUGUUCACAUUCACAAAAUACAAGCAGCAUUCAGAGCCAGACAUGGAGGACGAAUGCCUGUUGGAGGAAUUUAGAGGUAUGAGGCAAAACCAAGCUGACAUGCAUACUGACCAGGUCACAACUAUGCAUGUUGUAACACCAACAUACACUCAUGCUGACACACUGAUAAACUCGGGAGAGAAGGGGGAUCACGUAGUGGAGCCAACGACUGAGCCUUCUGAUCAAGCUCAGCUAGAAAAGACAGAUAUGGUUAGUUUAACAGAAACACAAAGAGAAUUAAGCAGAGAGAAAGAAGUGGAAAUGUUUUCAAGUGUCACUAAGACACUUUACAAACCUAGAAGCUGCCCCAUUCUUAGCUAUGACCGCGAGUCUGACCUCAUUCCGUCUAGGGAGGUUAAGAGCCAGGAAGGGGACGACGAAAUGGGUCAAAGUGAAGAAGAGAUGCAGGGAGAGGAGCCUGAAGAGGGGGCCGUGGGGGAGGGGGCACUGGUAGAUGAAGUUGAGUUGGAUGCCAGAGAAGGAGAGCAGGGAACUGACAGGAAAACGGUGACUUUGAAGAGUUCCAUCAGUUUUCGAGAUUUGGGUCCUAAAGCUCGCUUACGAAGAAGGGGAAUCCGUAAAACAACUCAGAGAAGAAACGAAGAGCUUAUAGAGGUGGAAGAAGAAGAAGAAGAAGAAGAAGGUGUUGGAAGAGACCGCAGAGCCAGAGUAUUCUCUACAACAGACGAUGAGGAGGAUCGAAGUAGAAGCUGGUCACAUGCGGACCUAAGGAAUGUUAUGGACACAAUUAUGAGGCGGAAAAGGAAUUCAAAAAUUUUUAAUGCUGCACAGCUCUACCAGCAGUACAGUGAGGCGGCACAGAACUCUGAAAUCCUGCGUCAAUCUCGCUCCGAUGUACUCUCGGUCUGUGGUGAGAGCAUCCCAUCUCCCAUCCCCUCUCCCACUCCCUCGCCUCCUCCAGCCCGCAGACCUCUUCCUCCCUUGCCUCCGGUCCCGCACCCUCACUCCUUGUCAAAAUCAGACUCCAUUACUAGUGCCAAAAGCUUGUGUCUGCCAGAGCCCCCCCGGAAUGAAGGCAGACCCUCAUCACCACGUCUGUCCAUAUCACUCACAAAUUCAUCCACGCUGUGGCGAGACCUGCCUGGUGUCAGGAACAGCACGGAGCUGCAGGAGCUCACAGAGGACCAGAGGCGUCUACAGGAGGUGAGAUUUGAAGUCGUCACCUCAGAGGCCUCGUACUGCCGGAGUUUGGAUAUUGUUGUUGAAUACUUUGUCAAGUCCCAACAGCUGAAGCCACUGUUGACCUCUCAGGAUAGGAACUGGCUGUUCUCCCGCUUGGCUGACGUCCGUGCCAUCAGCCACAGUUUUUUAUCCAAGCUGGAGGAGCGUGUAGAGUCAGAUGUCAUGCAGUUUACGGUGUGUGACAUCAUCGCUCGACAAUGCCAGCGCUUCAAAAUGGUCUAUGUACCCUACCUCACCAAUCAGUCCUAUCAGGACGCCACCUACCAGAGACUCAUGAAUGUGAAUCCAAGGUUCAAGCAGAUUGUGGAGAAGUUAGAGAGAAGUCCUGUCUGUCAGAGACUUCCUCUCCGUUCUUUCCUCGUGCUUCCCUUCCAAAGGAUCACAAGGAUAAAGCUGCUGGUCCAAAAUAUUGUGAAGAAAACCACCCCUAGUACUGCGGAGGGAACACAGGCCGUCAAAGCUUUAAGACUUCUGGAGAAGCUGAUUCAAGAGAGCAAUGAGAGCAUAUCUCAGAUGCAAAGCAUAGAGUCCCUGGUCUCCCUCAGCGCCAAAGUGGACUAUGAUUGCAAGACACUUCCUCUGAUCAGUCAGUCUCGGAGGUUGGUGCGUGAAGGUCCCGUCACUGAACUCAUGGAUUUCUCACUAAAGGAAAACGAGAGAAAUGUUUAUUUGCAUCUCUUCAAUGACUACUUGCUACUGUCGCUACAAAAAGAAGGGGGGCGGUUUACGGUGAUCGACCACUGUCCUGUAUCAGAAAUGCGUGUCGAGAAUUGCCGUGUCAAACUCCACUCCCUACAAAAGAACCUGAUCCGGUUGCACAUGUCGAACAAAGCCCUGCUGCUGAGGACUGACACACAGAGUGAUAAGCUUCGUUGGAUAUCAGCCCUCUCCAGGCCCCAUCCUGAAAUCGAUUUUUCUGCUGCACAAGAUUUUGCACAGAUGCAGUGUAUCCGGGCCUAUGUUGCUCAGCAACCAGAUGAGCUGUCCUUGGAGAAAGCUGAUAUUAUUCUUGUGCACCAGGAAAGCAGCGACCUUUGGGUAGAGGGGACCAGACUGUCUGACCGACACUAUGGAUGGGUGCCCAAGUCCCAUUUAGAGACCAUAAACAGCUCCAGAGUCAGACAACGCAACCUGUCAGAUGCCCUCAAACUGACAACAGCCACAGCUACUGUUUGAGCAGGAAUGGAACAAAACAGAGGGAUGUUCUGAAUACAGCACAAAAAAGAUUAUCAGAUGCAUGCAUUUAAUUGCUGGAAACAAUGGAUUAUCAGUGACAUUUCUGUGAAAGAAAAAAACUGCAAGAAUGCAUCUCAGUGAGUCUUGUUAGUUUCACUCUGUGGAAUAAUAUGUUUUUGCAGACCAAUGCAUGGAUAGUUGAAACCAGCGAGAGCAAUAAAGAACAUUGUUAUGACUGUUAUUGAUUAAAAAGACUGUUGUACUAAAGUGCAUCAAUGGAAUGUUUAAGCAAAAGAAAAAAAAAAUACUUACAUGAACUUGUAUUUCCCAAAGAAAUGUUAUUUUUGGAAAAUGAUUUUUUGUUUAUAAUGACCUCUUAAAGGAUGUGUGUAUAAUGCAAGUGUUUCUUUCCACAUAUGGGUCUCUUUAUGCAUAAGAGUAGCCUUUAAGACAAUUAAAGGAUGUACAGAGCGUUCUUAAUACAAUAAAUACAUUUCAAUGAAA